AUGACACGUCUGCUGGACCUCUGCGUCGCCGCGCUCAAGGCAAGCGCAGAGGAUACCGUUCGCACGCCAGAUGUGAUCUUGGCCAAUUUUUGUGCAGCGCAACAACUGGAUGCAGACACAGAAACCUUUGUGCAGGAGGUGUACAAUGGCUGCCUCAAGCAUCACCGCGCGCUUCGCGUCCCCGUCAAUAGCUUCUUUGCCCAUGAACCUGUUCGCGCCCUCCGCAGCGAUCGCCCCCUGUACUCGAUAUUGGCCUAUCUCGGCACCAUGCGUCUGGGCGAGCUCGGCGUCGUGACGCUGGUGGAGCUGAUUGAAGAUGUGCUCAUCGACAAGCUACUCCGUUUCUUCGGCUUUCUCACCGAUCGCGAAAAUAUUUUGGGCUUUCUCCACGACGAAUGGCUCAAGGUUUAUGAUGAUGACUACGUACAGACGCACCUGGUUGGGCCCCUGCUCGAGUACGGAGAUUCCCUGAUGCAGGCGCUUGCUGCUCUCCAGGCGCGCGUGUCAUCGCCAAGCAAUGGCACCCGAGAUACGUUACGGGCUGCCGUGCGCCUCACGCAGCCUGCCCCAUUCAACCUCACCGAGCCUCAUUCGGUGUACCGAACCCCGCUAGAGGAGGCCGCACUGGAGCGCAAGCGCCGAUCAAAUCGCGACAAAGCAGAGCGCACAGCACGGUUGGCUGCAGAGCAGGCCCCGCGCUGUGCACCCACCAUGGGUGAUUUGGCACGCAAGGCAUACAUGACGGAACAGCGGGCGCGAGAGCUGGAGGAACUGCCGGCACACACACAUCGGGCGCGUCCCGUUCCAGCAGCCGUGCUGCAGAACAAGAACGUGCGCCUCAAUGCUGCAGCCAUCUUGCGCGAGGAGCUGCGCUUUCGAAAGCAGCAAGAAGCUGAGCUUGCCCGCUUGGAGGGUUUGGCGCGGGGCGACUUUGAUGAAGAGGAGAUGGCUGAUCGCGAUCGACAGGCGAGGCUGGAGGCGGAAGCGCAGCGCUUGGCGGAUGUCGAAAAGAAUGUGUUGGCGGGUCAGCUUUCCCGUGAAGAAGCCAUCCUGGCGCGUCAGGAGGUGGAACAACAAAACUUAAAGGCCGCCGCCGAGCUUAAACUGCGCCAACAAGAGGCCCGCCUGCGUCUCCUUGAGGAGCAGGAGCGGGAGGCUGAGCUGCGUAAGGAGCACGUCGAGGCAACACGCCAGGCACGCGAGCAAGUCUCUGAAGCCAAGGCCGCGGUCCUGGCGGAGAACCAGGUGACCUCGUCGCAGCUGCGGCGGGAGUUGGAGGACCUGCGCCGUCAAGCAGAAAUUGAGGCAGCAGCCGACCUCGAGCGACGCGCAGACCUGAUUCGCGAGAUUCGGGCGUUGGAGGCCAUUCCCACGGAUCGGACGCGAGUGGUGGAUUUGACAGAAACCGGGAAUCACGGCUUGCUAAAUGAAAUGUCCAUUGUUGAGCUGCGAGCACGACUUGAUCUGCUGCGGGAACAGCAACUUGAGGAGGAAGAACUGAAGCGCCAGAUGUUGUUUGAUCUCAAACUGGCCAAGGAUGAGAUGCUGGAUCAAAAGCGGCGCGUAGUGGAGCAGGCUCGCGAAGAUCGCGCAGUGGCGCGGCGCCAGGAGCUGACCAUGGCACAGCAACUGCGCCAAACCUUACCAAAGGCCGAUGCCAAGACUGAAACCCUCCGUCAGACCCUGGCACAGCGACGUGAGCAGCGCUCUUUAAACGCCACGCGAGCAGGCACCGUGCGAGGCUCGACACGAGGGGCUUCGCGCGAUUCGGUCCGAGGUUCGGGAAGCACCAUCAAGCACGCUGGCGGCGGCGUCAUGACGAGCACCGCGAGCACGUCCACGGUCACCCGAGCAGGGGGGCCGGCGCCGAUCAAAAUGACCUACACUGGACAAGCGCAGCGGCCAUCGCGACAGCGACGGCCGGGGCCCGUGACACGUGCGGCUCCCUCGACCGUUCUCUCGGCUUUGACCCAGGCACAGACCAUGUCGUAG
Molecule: messenger RNA, 1992 nt
Organism: Monosiga brevicollis MX1
Lineage: Eukaryota; Choanoflagellata; Craspedida; Salpingoecidae
Exons: 10
Coding region: 1-1992 (663 amino acids)
Source: RefSeq, a predicted model, not a curated record